AUGUGGAUCCCUGGGACCUCAACCAUGCUCCAAGUCCUGGUGUCUAUACAAGGUCUCAUCCUCAACGCAAAGUCUUACUUCAAUGAACCUGGAUAUGCAAAAACAAGUGGGUCCGUGAAUGGGGAAAAAAGUUCCAUACAAUACAAUGAAUCCACUCUCAUCUUAUCACUCAAAACCAUGAACUUUGAGGAUUUGGUGAGUGGGCAUUUUGGAAAGCGUGUGUGUGAUAUUUUGAUGGCGUGUAAGGCGUAUACAGAAGGUGUGCAAGUUGGGUGUCUUGUGAGAGGAGGUGUACAGGAUGUGGAUGAGGGUAAUAAUGGCAUCAGUUGUUCGGAUAAAUUUAAAGGUGAAGUGGUUGCAUAUGUUAAGACGCUUGUGGCUACUUUUAAAAGCAUUGGAGCUAAAGAAGAGGAGUUUAUUUGGUUAAGUGAAAAGGAAAUCCUUCCAUCCCAUGCACCUGCACCUUUUACUAGUUCCCGAAUUUUCACAAAGAAAAAAAAAAUUUUAUUCCUUUACCCCAUUAGUUAG
Lactuca virosa is the source of this 528-nucleotide messenger RNA. The record is from the annotation of a GenBank genome assembly. Lineage: Eukaryota; Viridiplantae; Streptophyta; Magnoliopsida; Asterales; Asteraceae.